CUCUGGCCCGGUGGCGGGAGGGCGCAGCACUCGGACCCCCGCGCCCGCCGGUUCCGCGGGUCCGAGCCGAGCCUGAGCAGCCCCGCCUCGCUCUCCGCGUCCCCGGGGUCCACAGCCUGCGGGAGCCGGGGAGCCGCGCGCCGAGGUGCCGCUCUCUGUCGCCUUCCCCGCUCGCCCUACUUCUUUUGGGGUCCGCAGAGCGGGAGGCAGAGGAAGCGCGGAGGCGGAGCAGUCGCGGCCGGAGCCGAGAAAAAGUGGCAUGCCGGAGCCCUGGAGGCGGAGGUGGCCGAGCUCGGGGGAAGAUGAAGCCGCGGCUCCGUAGGGGACGUAGGCGAGAUCCAGCGAGGCGAGCGGGGCGCCCAGGCGCCCGCGGGCUCCGGGGAGACGCGCGCCGCUCGGAAGCUCCGGCCUCGGAUCCCCCGCGCCCCGACGCUGCGGGCGACCGGGCUUGGCUCCUGCAGCCGCCGCCGCCGCCGCCCGGAGGACAGAGCAAAAGUUUGGAUCUCGGGGAGGGCGCCGCGCCGCGCGGGAUCAUCGUCCGGGCCGGAAGGAGACCGCAACCACCUUCGCAGAUGACAGUCCAACACCAUAUUGACAUGUGGGGUUGCAAAUACCUGGGACUGGAGGAGGUGGAAGAUGAGAUUUCAAGCAUUUUCCCAUGUCUCUGCCAAUUGCAGCCUGCGCUUACCCAAGAAACCCCUCGUCUGACCCCUGACAGAAGACGGGAGUUCUGUCCACUUGCUUGGGCGAGUGUUGUCAUCGCUGAUAGCUGGCUGUCACCUGCUGUCUGUGUGGAAAAUUUUCCCUGUUGAAAUUUUUUGCACAUGGAGCACACCAACAAAGAGGGCAACACAGGCUGAUGAGACCAGAGUCAUCAGGAAGAUUAUUUUAACAUCUGCCCUCAGGACACCCUCCCUCGCUGGAGUUCUGGACUUUUGGCAGAACCCUGCCCAUUCUGAUUUUACUGCCUGGUUUUUAUUUGUUUUCUUCUUCCCGCCACAUUGUAUUUCAUUUCUGUAUUUCAGAAAUGGGCCUACAGACCACGAAGUGGCCCGGCCAUAGGGCUUUUUUCCUGAAAUCUUGGCUUCUAAUUUCCCUGGGGCUCUAUUCACAAGUGUCAAAACUCCUGGCCUGCCCUAGCGUGUGCCGCUGUGACAGGAACUUUGUCUACUGUAACGAGCGAAGCUUGACCUCAGUGCCUCUUGGGAUCCCGGAGGGCGUAACCGUACUCUACCUCCACAACAACCAAAUUAAUAAUGCUGGGUUUCCUGCAGAGCUUCACAGCAUCCAGUCUGUGCACACGGUCUACCUUUACGGCAACCAGCUGGAUGAAUUUCCCAUGAACCUUCCCAAGAAUGUCCGUGUCCUCCAUCUGCAGGAAAACAACAUUCAGACCAUCUCCCGAGCUGCUCUUGCUCAGCUUCUGAAGCUGGAAGAGCUGCACCUGGAUGACAAUUCCAUCUCCACAGUGGGGGUGGAAGACGGGGCCUUCCGGGAAGCUAUAAGCCUCAAAUUGUUGUUUCUGUCCAAAAACCAUCUGAGCAGUGUGCCUGUCGGGCUUCCUAUGGACCUGCAGGAACUCAGAGUGGACGAAAACCGAAUUGCUGUCAUAUCAGACAUGGCCUUCCAGAACCUCACAAGCUUGGAGCGUCUGAUCGUGGAUGGGAACCUCCUGACCAACAAGGGCAUUGCUGAGGGAACCUUCAGCCAUCUCACCAAGCUCAAGGAAUUUUCAAUAGUCCGCAACUCGCUCUCCCUCCCCCCUCCCGAUCUCCCAGGUACGCAUCUGAUCCGGCUGUAUUUGCAGGAUAACCAGAUAAACCACAUCCCUCUGAUGGCCUUCUCCAACCUCCGUAAGCUAGAGCGGCUGGAUAUAUCCAACAACCAGCUGCGAAUGCUGACCCAAGGGGUCUUCGAUAAUCUCUCCAACCUGAAGCAGCUCACUGCUCGGAAUAACCCUUGGCUUUGUGACUGCGGCAUCAAGUGGGUCACGGAAUGGCUCAAGUCCAUCCCUUCCUCGCUCAACGUGCGGGGUUUCAUGUGCCAGGGUCCGGAGCAGGUCAGGGGGAUGGCCGUUAGGGAGCUGAAUAUGAAUCUUCUGUCUUGUCCCACCACGACCCCAGGCCUGUCUCUCUUCACCCCGGCCCCAAGUACAGCUUCCCCCGUGACUCAGUCUCCCACACUCUCCCUUCCAACCCCAAGCAGAAGCUACACGCCUCCAGCACCUACCACAUCCAAACUCCCCACCAUUCCGGAUUGGGAUGGGAGAGAAAGAGUGACUCCACCCAUUUCGGAACGGAUCCAACUGUCCAUCCACUUUGUGAAUGACACUUCCAUUCAGGUCACCUGGCUCUCUCUCUUUACUGUGAUGGCGUACAAACUCACGUGGGUCAAGAUGGGCCACAGCCUGGUAGGGGGCAUUGUUCAGGAGCGCAUUGUCAGUGGUGAGAAGCAGCACCUCAGCCUGGUGAAUUUAGAGCCCAAAUCCACCUAUCGGAUUUGUUUAGUGCCACUGGAUGCUUUUAACUACCGUGCCAUGGAAGACACCAUCUGCUCUGAGGCCACCACCCACGCCUCCUAUUUGAACAACGGCAGCAACACUGCUUCUAGCCAUGAGCAGACGACGUCGCACAGCAUCGGCUCCCCCUUUCUGCUGGCGGGCUUGAUUGGGGGCGCGGCGAUAUUCGUGCUCGUGGUCUUGCUCAGCAUCUUCUGCUGGCACAUGCACAAAAAGGGGCGUUACACCUCCCAGAAGUGGAAAUACAAUCGGGGCCGGCGGAAAGAUGAUUACUGUGAGGCAGGAACCAAGAAGGACAACUCCAUCCUGGAGAUGACAGAAACUAGUUUUCAGAUUGUCUCCUUAAAUAAUGAUCAACUCCUUAAAGGAGAUUUCAGACUGCAGCCCAUUUACACCCCAAACGGGGGCAUUAAUUACACAGACUGUCAUAUCCCCAACAACAUGCGAUACUGCAACAGCAGCGUCCCAGACCUGGAGCACUGCCACACGUAACAGCCCGACGCCGGCAGCGGCAGGGCGCACGAGCAGACUCUUGGGAGCGCGCACGCGUGUGCGCAUCCGGACACGCGGAUUACAUUUGAUAAAUGUUACCCAAAUGCGUUUGUGCAUUUGAAUACUCUGUAAUUUAUACGGUGUACUAUAUAAUGGGAUUUAAAAAGUGCUAUCUUUUCUAUUUCAAGUUAAUUACAAACAGUUUUGUAACUCUUUGCUUUUUAAA
Molecule: messenger RNA, 3236 nt
Organism: Octodon degus (degu)
Lineage: Eukaryota; Metazoa; Chordata; Mammalia; Rodentia; Octodontidae
Gene: Flrt2
Product: fibronectin leucine rich transmembrane protein 2
Exons: 3
Coding region: 1028-3010 (660 amino acids)
Molecular function (GO): protein binding
Source: RefSeq, a predicted model, not a curated record